AACAACAAUGCUAAUUUUGAUAUGAAGCAAUUCAGUGAUAAAAAUCUUACGCCAUUCACUGUAAAUAUAAGUUGGCUGUCCGAUAGUAUAAAGCAUAAGCAGGCAAUGCCUGAAGACGAUUAUAUAAUCAAGUUUCCAGAAGAGAAAACAAAUACGAAAGUGAAACGAAAACUGGACAAUGUUCUAAAAACUAUUUCAAUGAAUGAUUCAGUUUGUCGACUAAUUCCAACUCCAAGAGAUGAGAAAUUAAAAGAAUUUGAACACCAAUCAAGAGUUAUGCAAAUGUAUAUAAGUUCAACUAGUUUGGUACAACUACAGGUAAAACUUAAUUCCACUAUCAGUGCUGAUCAAUCCACAUUUUCAUACUUAUCAAAUCACUCAUUUUAUCUAAGUGAAGAGCUUAAUGAUUCUGAGAGAAAUGAACAGUUAACUCUUAUUCCAAAUGUAGGAGGCCGUAUUACUAAUAAUGUGAAUGAGGCAAAAUAUAUAAUUGUUCCUCUCAAGUUAUUGAAUAGUAUUGAAGGCCAGAAAAAUGUGAAAUUGUAA
This is a messenger RNA of Ctenocephalides felis (cat flea), 546 nucleotides long. RefSeq lists its product as uncharacterized. Lineage: Eukaryota; Metazoa; Arthropoda; Insecta; Siphonaptera; Pulicidae. Bases 22 to 546 code for a protein of 174 amino acids. The transcript has 4 exons. The record is from RefSeq and is a predicted model, not a curated record.